Molecule: messenger RNA, 2405 nt
Organism: Vitis riparia (riverbank grape)
Lineage: Eukaryota; Viridiplantae; Streptophyta; Magnoliopsida; Vitales; Vitaceae
Product: pentatricopeptide repeat-containing protein CRP1, chloroplastic-like
Exons: 8
Coding region: 70-1581 (503 amino acids)
Molecular function (GO): protein binding
Source: RefSeq, a predicted model, not a curated record
UAUACUUCAAUUUGUGGAAAAAUAUACAUAAAUGAUAAACCCCCCAUUUUGCACAUUGGUACAUUGAUCAUGCUCAGCAUCAAGUGUUGCCAGUCGGUUUCCUUGUUUCACCAACAAUUGGGGCAGUAUAAGCCCUUAAAAAUGCACUUCAUGGUCUCUCUUAUGGGUCCACCAUUUCCAACUUUGAUCAAUACCCACAUGAAAAACAAGCAUCAAGUCAGUGUAGAAGAGGUUUCCAUUUCAGAAAAUGGGGAAGAGUUCUCUGGGGUUGUGUACAAUGCUAGGAUUAGGGAAAGUUGCAGAGUAGGGGAUGUUGAUAAGGCCAUGAAGCUGUUAGCUCAAAUGGAGGCUCUCGGGUUUAGUCUUAGCUUGGGAAGUUACACCACUGUAAUUGAGGCCUUAGGGAGUGUUGGGAGGACCUUGGAAGCCGAGGCCAUUUUUAUGGAAAUGGUGCAUUUGGGGUUGAAGCCAGAUUUGAGGGUGUAUAAUGUGAUGCUUAGAAGCUGUUUGAGAAAAGGCCUGUUAGAGCUUGCAGAUAAAGUUUUGGCGGAAAUGGAUGCUUUAGGAAUUGGGAGGAACCGAGCAACUUAUGAGGCCCUUGUUGAUUAUUAUGGCCGUGCAGGGCGGUUAAAUGAUGUUUGGGCAGUUAUCGGUGAAAUGAGUAGGGAGGGGUUUGGACCAGACUCAUUUGUAUAUAGUAAGGUGAUUGGUGUGUAUAGGGAUAAUGGGAUGUGGAAGAAAGCAAUGGAGAUUGUGAGAGAGAUAAGGGAGAUGGGGGUUUCACUAGACAAGAGGAUUUAUAAUAGCAUAAUUGAUACGUUUGGCAAGUGUGGUGAGUUGAGUGAGGCCUUGGAAGUGUUUGAGAAAAUGCGGGAAGAAGGCGUGAAACCAGAUAUAAUGACAUGGAAUUCUUUGAUUCAGUGGCACUGCAAGGCAGGGGAUGUCGGUAAAGCACUUGAGUUAUUUAGUAAGAUGCAAGAAGAAGGGUUGUACCCUGACCCAAAGAUCUUCAUCACUAUCAUCAGCCGUUUAGGGGAGCAGGGGAAGUGGGAUGUGAUAAAAAGGAAUUUUGAGAAUAUGAAAUGCAGAGGGCAUCAAAGAAGUGGUGCCAUUUAUGCGGUUCUGGUUGAUAUUUAUGGGCAGUAUGGAAGAUUCCAGGGUCCGGAAGAGUGCAUAUCUGCUUUAAAAUCGGAAGGUAUUCAGCCAUCAGCUAGCAUGUUUUGUGUGUUGGCAAAUGCAUAUGCUCAACAGGGUUUAUGUGAGCAAACAGUUAAGGUUCUUCAGCUCAUGGAGACAGAAGGAAUUGAACCAAACCUUAUAAUGCUGAACAUGUUGAUCAAUGCAUUUGGCAUUGCUGGGAGACAUUUGGAGGCUAUAUCAGUUUAUCAUCAUAUAAAAGACACAGGUAUCAGUCCUGAUGUGGUCACUUACAGUACACUUAUGAAGGCAUGUAUUAGGGCAAGAAAGUUUGACAAGGUCCCUGAGAUAUAUGAGGAAUUGGAAUCUGCUGGAUGUACUCCAGAUAGGAAGGCUAGAGAGAUGCUUCAAACUGCACUUUUGGUCCUGCAUCAGAGACAUUGAAUCCACGGUUGAAUUCUGUAGAGCAUCAAGUUCAGGAACCGUGAUGAUUGGAACUGCUUCAGAAUGAGGGAAUGGCAAAAUGUGAAAAUAUGAACUGGCUGCCUAUCCCAACCAAAUGAAUUUGCCCCAUGAUGGAAACGAUGGAAAUGAUGUCAGUGAUUGGCCUCUGAGGAGAGACUGGAUUUAACGGUAACGGAGUUCUGAUACAUGGAAGAGAAGAUUAACCAACAUGAGAGAUGAAUAAAUAGUCAAUGAAAAGGAGGAAACCAAGAUGGAUGAACAGUCCAUGCUAACAAAAAUGCAAGACAAAUAUCGAAGAAAUGAGGAUGUCACUAAGAGAACUCCUCAUUACCAGAUGCAACUCAACUUGAGAAAGACGAGAAAAUCUGGGGUGUCUCCUGCAAAUUAGGCAUGAAAAUCUAGAGCUCGUGCAUCUGCUUGAAUUUAAUGAGGUAAGUUUGCUUGUUUGGUUAAUGGGAAAGGGAGGGUUGGUUUUAUAGAUUUGAGAGAGCACAUCCCUCAUCUCCUACUAUAACACCAAAUUCAAAAGCUACAACUUGUUAGUUAUGUUUGGCAUGCAGGACUAUCGGUGUUCAAAUCUUGACACACCUGGUGACAUGACUUGAAAACCAAAUGAAAUUAACAAAUUUAGGUUGUAAGUUGAUCAUGUUUAGAUUCUAUUUGUGUCAACUUGCUUGUCCAUCAAGUGGGUCAUGUUUGUUUGAAAGAUUUAACUUGAAGAUGAUUUAAGAUAAAGUUGAUCAUGUUUGGACUCUAUUCAUGUCAACUCGCUUGUCCAUUAAGCGGAUCAUGUUUGAUUGAAA